This is a messenger RNA of Mixia osmundae IAM 14324, 1797 nucleotides long. RefSeq lists its product as uncharacterized. The transcript has 6 exons. Bases 1 to 1797 code for a protein of 598 amino acids. Gene Ontology annotation, cellular component: nuclear pore central transport channel; nuclear pore. The record is from RefSeq and is a predicted model, not a curated record. NCBI's taxonomy places the organism in Eukaryota, Fungi, Basidiomycota, Mixiomycetes, Mixiales, Mixiaceae. Gene Ontology annotation, molecular function: structural constituent of nuclear pore; phospholipid binding. Gene Ontology annotation, biological process: RNA export from nucleus; protein import into nucleus.
AUGUCUUUCAACUUUGGCUCGUUCGGUCAGACGACAGGCCCGCCUGCCUCUGCUCCUCCUUCGACGACUGCCACUCCAGCUCCUUCUUUCUCAUUCGCUACGCCAGCUCAGCCAGCUGGACAAGCAGGUACGAACACGCCUGCCGCUCCGGGCACACCAGCAGGACCACCGCCCGCCUCGACGAAUACCUCGUUCUCAUUCGGCUCGUUCGGAGCGAACGCCAAUGCCUCCAAACCGGCCACGCUUUCGUUCGGCACACCGGCCUCAGGCCAGCCAGCUAACCCCUUUGGCUCGACGCAGCCUGCAGCCCAGCCCAAGCCGUCUUUCAGCUUUGGUGCGCCCAGUACAGGCACGACAGGCUCACCUUUCGGCCAACCUGCCGCGAGUACAUCGACCGCGUCGACCGCGACCGCGCCUGCACCUGCACCUACCUUUGCAGGCUUCGGUCAGCCUGCCAAGCCAAGCACGCCAGCUGCGUCCACGACCAAUGCCUCGCCAUUCAGCUUCGCCGCUCCUCCUCCUGCUACUUCAGCCUCGAUCACUGCUCCUGCAAAGCCAGCAGUACCUAGCUUUGGUGCGCCGGCUGCUGGCGGCAGUAGCUUCUCAUUCGGUACUCCUGCCUCAACUCCGCCCGUCACAGCAUCAACCGAUCAAGCCAAGCCUGCACCAGCUUCGACAGGAUUCAGCUUCGGCGCACCGCCCAAGCCAGCAGAAGACAAAGCUGCAGCCCCAGCUGUGCCUACAUUCGGCUUUGGCAAACCACCCGCUACUUCUACACCUGCAGCAGCACCGUCAUCAGGCAGUGGUGGAUUCAGUUUUGGUGCUCCUGCGAGUACGACGAGUACGAGUGCGAGCACUCCUGCUCCGACCCCAGCAGCAAAGACGCCUGCGCUGCCUACUUUUGGCGCGCCGCCAGCGAGUACCUCGGCGAGCACGACAGCGGCAAGUGCACGUGCUGCUGCACCCGCACCUGCGCCAGCUACGGGUGGAUUUUCAUUUGGCACGCCCGCGCCCGCUGCAAAUGCGACUUCAGCUCUGGGAAGCGCGCCGGCCAAGCCACUAGAGGCGAGCAAGCCCGCAGCUGUGCCAAGCUUGCUCGCAGGCAUGAGAUUGGAGGAGAUUGUCAAUCGAUGGUAUGCUGAGCUAGACGAGCGAACGAGAGAGUUCAGUCACCUCGCUGGUGAAGUGCGAGCAUGGGACAGCGUGCUUGUCCAAAAUGGAGAAAAUAUCUCGAGGUUGUACACUGCACUGCUAGCCACAGAGCCGACACAGGCUUCGAUCGAUCAAUCGCUCGAUUAUGUCGAGACGCAACAGAAGGAGCUCUCCUCCAUACUCGAUUCGUACGAGCAAAACGUCACCGAGAUCCUAGGCGAGCCUCGAGCUGGUCAGUCCGACAAUGAGCGAGAGAAAGCGUAUGCUCUAGCGGAAACGCUGAACACUCAGCUAGACGACAUGUCGAAAACGCUCUCGAGUCUGAUCGGGGAGGUCAAUAGCCUGUCUCAUCGCUCAGGCAUUACGCCCGGCCCAUCGGACGAUCCCAACAAGCCCGCCGAUCCAGUCUCACAGAUCACGGCAAUCCUCAAUGCUCAUCUGAGCAGCUUACAAUCCAUCGAGUCUCAGACUGAAGGAUUGAGGAAACAAGUCGACGAUCUCGAGUGGCGGAUCAAGGGCGUAAGUCAAAGCGAUUGGAAGGGACUCGAAUCCGGCUCGCAGAGAGGUACACCACGAGCACAACGCGUGCUCGGACCUGCGAGUAGGACGAACAGUCCGGUUGUGCGCAGUAAUCUCUACAGGUGA